Molecule: messenger RNA, 1489 nt
Organism: Thermothielavioides terrestris NRRL 8126
Lineage: Eukaryota; Fungi; Ascomycota; Sordariomycetes; Sordariales; Chaetomiaceae
Exons: 5
Coding region: 1-1410 (469 amino acids)
Biological process (GO): proteolysis
Molecular function (GO): metallodipeptidase activity
Source: RefSeq, a predicted model, not a curated record
AUGACUGAAAAAGGCAAGGUACCAAGGUUGUGGUCGAUGAAGUCUGGCACAGACCUUCCCGGACCGGCCGGCUGGGCCGGUCCUCCGGCUGGCGACUCCGGCCCCGUUCCGCGUCUACAUCGCAGGUCCCGGGCUGUUAAGGCCGCUUUAAUCCGCCCUGGAAAGCCCAGAAGCAUUGAGGAGCGUGUUCGACGUAUCCUGCAUCACACCCCUUUGAUCGACGGACACAACGACCUUGCCAUCUUCAUCAGGGCAGUGCAUAACAACCACAUCUACAAUGAUAGCUUCAGCAAACCGUUCAGCGAGGGCGGCUUCCCGGGACACGUCGACCUGCCGCGUCUUCAAGCCGGCCUGAACGGCGGCGCCUUCUGGAGCGUCUUCUGGCCGUGCCCCCAAAACGGCACCGACUACUCAGACGCGAACUACCACUCCACCGUGCAAGAAACGAUGCGGCAAAUCGACGUCCUCUCACGCCUCCAUCAAGCAUACCCGUCGGUUUUCUCCCCGCCCACCCUCAGCAGCACCGCCGCUCUCCAUCAUUUCCGCCAUCACGGCCGGCUCAUCUCGCCCCUGGGCAUCGAGGGCCUGCACCAGAUCGGCAACUCGGCCGCCGUCCUCCGGCAGUUCUACGCGCUCGGCGUGCGCUACGCGACGCUGACGCACAACUGCGGCAACCGCUUCGCCGACGCCGCGCUGUGGGAGCACCCCUUGCGCAAGGCGCCGCCCGUGUGGGGCGGCGUCAGCCCCGAGGGGAGGAGGCUGGUCCGCGAGAUGAAUCGGCUGGGCAUGAUAGUCGAUCUGUCGCACACGAGCGUCGAUACCAUGCUGGACGUCUUGGGCGCGAGGGAGGAUGCGGGAGAGGGUUCGGGGAGUUGGGAGGGGAGCAGGGCGCCGGUGAUCUUUAGUCAUUCCAGUGCGUAUGCGCUGUGUCCGCACCCGCGGAAUGUGCCGGAUGAGGUGCUGGACUGGGUUGGGAAGAAGGGCGGGCUCGUGAUGGUGAAUUUCAGUCCGGACUUCGUGUCGUGCGUGGAGGCGCCUGAUAGGGGUGACGGGCUGCCGGAGUUUUAUCCGGCAAACUCGACACUGCGGCAGGUGGUGAGGCAUAUCUUGCAUAUCGGGGAGCGGAUUGGGUUCGACCAUGUUGGGCUGGGGAGCGAUUUCGAUGGGAUCCAGGCCACGCCAGAGGGAUUGGAUGAUGUGUCCCAGUUUCCGAGCCUGGUGGCUGAGCUGCUGCGACAAGGAGUGAGCGACGAGGACGCGUCGAAGGUGGUGGGAGGGAAUCUGCUCCGGGUGUGGAGGGAGGUUGAAGUUGUUGCUGAGGAGAUGCAGAAGAGCGGCGAGCCGGUGCUGGAAGACGACCUGCCUGAUCUCUUCUCGGCAGGGCUCCGAAACACGGACCGGGGGCUCUGAUCGGUCCCCGCUCUGCAGCGGCCUGUCAGAAUGUUGGUAUCGAAGUCAUUGCCGAAUACAUCCCACAUAUUGUACAAGG